Messenger RNA from Pipistrellus kuhlii (Kuhl's pipistrelle), 6741 nucleotides. It is a transcript of the gene DEPTOR, whose product is annotated as DEP domain containing MTOR interacting protein. Gene Ontology annotation, molecular function: protein binding. Bases 123 to 1400 code for a protein of 425 amino acids. Lineage: Eukaryota; Metazoa; Chordata; Mammalia; Chiroptera; Vespertilionidae. The record is from RefSeq and is a predicted model, not a curated record. The transcript has 9 exons. Gene Ontology annotation, biological process: intracellular signal transduction; negative regulation of TOR signaling.
CGAGCCACGGGCUUGCCCCUAACAAACAUGGCGGGUGCGGCCUCGAUGAGGGCAGACUGAUUUAACACCCCAGCCCGGCGGCCAGCAGCGAAGCCAGUGGUGGUAGCGACGCGGCUCCGAGCAUGGAGGGCGGCAGCGGCGGCGGCGAUAGCAGCAGCCCCGGCGGGAGUGGCGGGGCGCAGCAGAGGGAGCUGGAGCGCAUGGCCGAGGUCCUGGUCACCGGGGAGCAGCUGCGGCUCAGGUUGCAUGAGGAAAAGGUUAUUAAAGAUAGACGGCAUCAUCUUAAAACCUACCCAAACUGUUUCGUCGCAAAAGAACUGAUUGACUGGCUGAUUGAGCACAAAGAGGCUUCUGACCGAGAGACAGCAAUUAAACUCAUGCAGAAAUUAGCAGACCGGGGCAUCAUUCAUCAUGUGUGUGAUGAGCACAAGGAAUUCAAGGAUGUCAAACUCUUCUACCGCUUCAGAAAGGAUGACGGCACCUUCCCAUUGGACAACGAAGUGAAGGCCUUCAUGAGAGGACAGAGGCUAUAUGAGAAGCUGAUGAGCCCUGAAAACACACUCCUGCAGCCCCGGGAAGAGGAGGGGGUCAAGUAUGAGCGCACCUUCAUGGCAUCUGAAUUCCUGGAUUGGCUGGUUCAGGAAGGCGAGGCCACCACAAGGAAAGAGGCAGAGCAACUAUGCCACCGGCUUAUGGAGUAUGGCAUCAUACAGCAUGUGUCCAACAAGCACCCAUUUGUGGACAGCAAUCUUCUCUACCAGUUCAGAAUGAACUUCCGGCGGAGGCGAAGACUCAUGGAGCUGCUCAAUGAAAAAUCCUCUUCCCAGGAAACUCACGACAGUCCCUUCUGCCUGAGGAAGCAGAGCCACGACAACCGGAAAUCUACCAGUUUCAUGUCAGUCAGCCCCAGCAAGGAGAUCAAGAUCGUGUCUGCCGUGAGGAGGAGCAGCAUGAGCAGCUGUGGCAGCAGUGGCUACUUCAGCAGCAGCCCCACCCUCAGCAGCAGCCCCCCUGUGCUCUGCAACCCCAAGUCUGUAUUGAAGAGGCCCGUCACUUCUGAGGAACUCCUGACUCCCGGAGCACCGUAUGCCAGGAAGACAUUCACAAUUGUUGGUGAUGCUGUUGGCUGGGGCUUUGUGGUGCGAGGAAGCAAGCCAUGCCACAUCCAGGCCGUGGACCCCAGUGGCCCUGCGGCCGCGGCAGGAAUGAAGGUACCUCCAAGACAGCGGAGUCUGAAUACCUCUCACUUUAUUUCAUUGUUGGUGCCACCUGUCUGUCAGUUUGUCGUCUCUGUCAAUGGGCUCAACGUGCUGCAUGUGGACUACCGGACUGUGAGCAAUCUGAUUCUAACUGGCCCACGGACCAUUGUCAUGGAAGUCAUGGAGGAGUUAGAGUGCUGAGCGGGUGGACUUCCUGGCUCUUCGAGUGGCUGUGGAUGAGCAAAGCCAAAACAACACAAUGCAAUGCAGUGACAAGACUUCCAUGCACAUGGAUGGCUCUGGACAUAACAAACCUUUUCUUCAUACAGACACAUCUUGAUUUGAGUUUCAUACACUGUUUUGAAUGUGGAAGAACCGGGUAAUACAUCUUAAAAACAGCAACUUAUGUCAGUGUAGAAAAUAUCUGGGACAGAAUUUUCUUAAAUCGGUAGAAUUGCUUUACUUGAUUUCUGUUUGUAGUUCUCAUCCACUGUUUCUUAUUUUGAUUUGCAGAAAGUUGUUGAAAUGUUUCUCUAAAAUCUUGCUAAAAUCUCCUUCGGAGGAAUCACUAGAGGAGUUUUUAUAGGCUUUAAACUGUGUUCUCACCAAAAUGAACAUGGAACUGUUUAAUAGAGAAUCUAGAGUUCACUGAGCUCCAAAUUAAAGCAACAGUCAAAGGAAUAGUAUCUGUUAAUUAGCAUUUUGAAGGAGGAUCUAAAGCUUUCAAGAGCUUACAGCCAUCAAAAAAAUGGCUUUUUUUUUUCCCCCUGAAUUCCUACCUUUAGUGUCAACUUUAACUCAACAUACAGCAUUAGUUAAAAAGCAAAACCUCUGUGAUGAUGUGGGUGCGUAGAUAGGGAGAUACUACUUGUUUGCUCCAUUUUCUCUGUCUGAGCCAAAAUCAUUUGUUCUAUCAGCUAUAACAGCUCUCUGGAAUUAAUGCUGAAUGUAUUGAAUGUCAAAACAGAGACGUUUGUAUAUACACAUAUACUUUAGAAUCCAGCCUCUGACAAGAUUUCACUUUGAGGGUGUCCCUUUUUUAAGUGAAGUGUUCUAGAACUUGGCCCAUAUGUGACAAAACUUGAAACUAAAUUGCCUUACUGGCCUGAAUCUUUACUAGCUUUCUAGUAUAACGUAUUCUAAGGACAUGACAUGCUACUUAUUUGGCGGGAAUAGUUUUUCACCAAAAGCAAGUCUCGUGUUGUAACUUUUCAGCUUGCUUGUAUAUAUGCAUGUUUCUUUUCUUUUGGUGUAGAAAAGAACACAUUUGGGGCUCGGUGUAUAGAGGAAAUUCCUCAACAUGCCAAAUUAAGGAGCCAGGGAAUGCUGACUUCUCCCUCAUUUCAUAUAAUGCGUUCUGAAUUGAUGAGGUUACUUUCUUAUUCUGUAUUAACAAAAUAAAAUAUGAAUGAUGUACCUCAGCCAUUAUUUUGUGAUAGGGUAUCAUAAUGUAUUGGUACUGAUAGAAUUGACAUACCACCUUAAAGAUGCUACAUGUAUAUAUUUCUGGCAGUCCAACUUUUCUGAUCUGUAGUUUUAAAGAAUAGGAUGUCAAAGUAAGAUAGAAUGGCUAACAUUAAAGCUGCCCAUCUACAUUUGGGAACUAUUGUCAUCUCCAUGCAUAAGCUCCUAUGUGUGUUUCUACUGUAUGCCAAUCUCUGUGCUACCGGUCUUAACAAAUACGAUCUCUUUUCAUCCUCAUCACAACCCUGCCAGAUAGAUAUUAAUCAUCCUUACUUGUGGUUGUGGAAACUAAGUAUGAGCAAGUUUAAAAAUGGCCCCCAAGUUCAUCCAGCUGCAAAGAUGGCUAAGUGAUAGUAGCCUGGAUUCAAACACAGGUUUAUUUAACAUGAAAGCACACGUUCCCACCCCUAGCCUUCCUCCCUGUGGGAACCUUCUGUUGAAGGCUUACUCUGUACCAUGUGCAGUGCUAAAAUUAUACAUUGCUAAUUUUUACUGACCUGUGAGGUCAAUAUAAUUAUCCCCAUUUUACAACUGAGGAAACUGACUCAUAAAGAGGUUCAUCUUAUGUCCAAGGCCACACCACUAGUAAGUAGGAGGCCUUACCAUUUGGCUUUAAAAAUUUUUAUGGCAUCAUUAAAAGAUGAGUCUUAAAUACUUUCUGUCCCGAGGUAUUCAUUAAUUGACAGAAGAAGGACCGCCUUUUGGGAACUGGCAUCUCUUUCUUGCCUGCUACUUAUACACGUCCUAAUGUCCCUCGUGUUGGCCCUGGCAUAGUAUCACUUCCCUUUGGCCAAUCUAAGCACCAGAGAGGCAAGUGCCUGGCUUUAUUUACUCCACAUCUGUGAAAUUUAUUUGAUUUGGACUGUCAUUGAUGUAUUUGGCCGUAUGAAUACCAAUGUGAAGGAAGGAACAAAGGAAAGGAAAGAGUGAGGAAGGGAGAGAGGGGAGGAGGGAGGAAAGAAGGAAGGAAGGAAGGAAAGAAGGAAGGAAGGAACGAACGAAUGAACGAAGGAAGGAAGGAAGGAAGGAAGGAAGGAAGGAAGGAAGCCCAGUCCUGACACAGAGUAGCGUGUCCGUUGCUAUCCAUGUUAUCCAACAAAUCACCCCCAAACAUGCCUUAUAGCACUAUUUAUUUGCUCAUGAUCUAUGGGUUAGCAUUUUGGGUAGAGUUCUGCUGGCAUGGCUCAGCCACUGCUCCAUGUGGUACCAGUUGGAUUUACACAAACAUUUGUAUUCAAUGAAGAGUUGAUGCAAGGGCUGACUGAUCAUGAAAAACUUCAUGCAUAUGCCUCGCAGUUGGCUGGGGUGCCUCAGUUCUGCUUCGUGUGUCCUUUUCCCACAUGAGAUCGAAGCAGGUGAGAAUGGAAACUGCCUGGCCUUUAGUGGACUUGACUGGAAGUCACAACAGCAUAGCAUUGGUUGUUCACAAAGGUAGCCCAGAAUCAAGAGGUAGGGAAAUAGCCUCUACCUUUUGAUGGGAGGCAUUGCAAAGAAUUGGUGGCCAUUUUUUCUCCACCAAGAGUAGGUACUUAUUAUUUUUUGACUAAAGGACCAAUAAGUUGCCUAGUUGUUGAGAGACUUUAGCUAUCCAGAUGCAACUUACUGACUAACCACUGGGUAGAAGUAUAAGAUUAAGUUGUAAAUAAAGUCCAGUGCCAAAUGAAAACUUCAAAGUUAGAAAAUGCUGAAAUGAUAGUGCUACAUGGAGCCAUGGAAAGCACAGUUUCCUGUCCCAUUGAUGAGGAAAUAGGUGUGGAAUCAUCAGGUGGGCAUGUCCAUAAUCACGAGGCUUGUUGGGUACAGAUCCUGGGUCAAAUACUGGUCUCCUGCCCUCUCCCUCCCCCCAAUCCUUUGUCCUUUCUAUUCUAGUGUUCUGCCAUGUAGGCUUUUAGCUUUGAGUACUUAUAAAAUACAAAUGGUGCCAUUUACCUGUGAAGGUGAAGGGUCUAUAUUUUAAUUGACUCAUGUUGUUAAAUCAUAUGAUUAAAAAAAUAAGUAUUUUGUGUGGUCUGUUGACAGUAGGACUGCUUUAACAUUUAGAAACUCCAUCCUUAAAUGUAACACCAAGAAUUAGUCUCAAAUAACAGUGAUCAGUAUUCCUAAGAAAUUUUAUUUUAGCGUGUGUGUGUGUGUGUGUGUGUGUGUGUGUGUGUGUAGCAGUGUAUUGCAAAAAUGGCCUUCUUCGAUCCCAGAGAAAACACACUUUUGAUAUAUUUGUUAAUUAUGUUGUAGAGAGGAAAAUGUGGUUGCCUUUUGGAUUGAUUCUGUUUGAUGUUUUAUUUUUAACCUCUGUUAAAUAAUUAUAUAAAUUGAUUAGGGGACUAGUUGAGAAAUGAUGGGUAACAUGAAGAUAUCCAUGUCUGAGUAGAAUAGAUGUGAUCAACUUCACACCAUCUUAAAGGAGAAUGUGUUGGAGUAGUAGCAAUGAAUAAUUUAAAAAUCAGUGCUUUCAGUUCAAAGUGAAAUCCCACAUUUUCAGAUACUCAUUCCUUUCAAAUAUGCUCUGAAAAUAAUCUACUUUCAAGACCUAUUUCAAACAGAUGAUGUUAACUUUCUCUCCUGUUGAAUAUUAAUCCCAUUUCAUUUUGUUUAUAAAUGAUCAGAAUAACUCUUUUCAGUUUUGCUGAUCGGUUAGUCUAUUGAUAUCAUUGACCAUGGUUUUACUCACUUAAGGAAGAAUUUACAGAAUAACAUGUUUUUCCUCAGUUCAGUAUUAACAGGACAAAUCUGCAGUGUACCAAAAUGAAGAUAAUCAUGAUAUUGUCAAAUGCAUUAAUAUAUGUAUUUAAUAUAUAUGUUUAUUUUUAAAUUAGACUGAAAUUUAUGUUCUCCCUUAAGUAAAAAUUAUAGUAUAACACUUAAAAUUAUAAGGUAAAAAUAAAUAGUAUAGCAUGAAAUAAAUGUUAAUUUUUAAAAACAGUGACUUUAGGAUUUUACUUUUCCUGUCUUUUAGAACAUAUUAGCUAUUGUUUUUUUCUAAGAAAGGGUUGCAUUAUAAAACUAACACACUACUAACCUAUCAGGAAAGAACACAUGGAACUCAUCUCCAGUUCUCUAAUGUAGCCAAAAGUGCCGUUCAUAAAACUACUUAAUGAUGGAUAUUUUCUGAAGCUAUUUUGCUUGAGGGGGGAAAAAAGUGUAUUAAAAGCUUUUUCUGUACUGUAUGAGUUGAAAUCAUUUUGUCCCUACACAUACUAGUAUUGAUGAAUGUUGUGAAAUAUUCUAAAAGGGGAAUGCUAUAUGGAUUUUUGGUACUCUGAGAGAAUGUCAGUAUUUUUACUUUCAAUGAAUUAGAAAAUCAGUCACAUACUUCAUUGUGGGGUGAGUGUUUUCUUGUGACAUAACCCUGGGUCCAGCUUACCUUAUAAGAAUCACAUUUGGGUCUACUUCCUAUAAUUCUCUGCACAGAGGGAGGAAUAUGAAAUAAUGGUGUUGAAGCAGGUGGUUUAAUGUGAGACACAGAACACGGACAACUUACAUUUAACUGUAUUCUCCUUUCCAAUCUUUUCCCACUGUCCCUUACUCAAGGUAGCCAUAGUGGUGAAUGUUGAGUUUGUUAGUCUCUUCUUUUUGUUCUUAAUACUUUAGGGUUUUUUAAAAUAAACAUUCUUAAAAUUUAGAGCAUUAAUUUUUAUAUAAUAUCCUGGGACUUGCUUGUUUUAAUUCAGAAUUAUAUUACUAAGAUCCUUCUAGGUUUUUGUGUAUUGUUGUUGUAAUUAAUUCAUUUUUCAAGGCUUCAAAAAUUUAUAGAACACACAAUAUAUAUCUUUUUUCCCCCUUGUAAUUGGACAUUUGAGUUAUUCCCAUUGUUGUUGACAUAAAUGGGAAUACUAUGGACAAUCUUGCACCCACUCCUGGGAACAAGUGGAGGAAUUUCUCAUAGGAAUCCACUUAGGGGAGAAACUGCUGAGUUAUGGGAAAUGUGAAUGCUAACUUUACAAGGUCACAAUGGACUCGUUUCCAAAGUGGUUGAACCUACUCUCAUCCAAAAUAUAAAAGUGACAUACGUUGAUCAGUAUCUUUUCCAACACAUUCUGAGAUGUUUGAAUUUUUAUCAAAUAAAUGCCUAUUUGGUCAA